Messenger RNA from Chinchilla lanigera (long-tailed chinchilla), 1136 nucleotides. RefSeq names its product methionine sulfoxide reductase B2 (gene Msrb2). The record is from RefSeq and is a predicted model, not a curated record. The transcript is spliced from 5 exons. Gene Ontology annotation, biological process: protein repair; response to oxidative stress. Bases 22 to 549 code for a protein of 175 amino acids. Gene Ontology annotation, cellular component: cytoplasm. Gene Ontology annotation, molecular function: peptide-methionine (R)-S-oxide reductase activity. Lineage: Eukaryota; Metazoa; Chordata; Mammalia; Rodentia; Chinchillidae.
CGGGGGUGCGGACUCUGCGUGAUGGCGCGCUUGCUGCGUGCGCUCCCGCUCUGGCCCUUCCGGGAGUCUCCUGGGCGCGUUGUGCGGGGCUGCGCUGGGUCGGAAUGCAGGGACACAGGGUCUCUUACGCAGCAUGAACCGACUCUCACUAAGGCUGAAUGGCAGAAGAAACUGACACCAGAGCAGUUCUAUGUCACAAGAGAAAAAGGAACUGAACCGCCUUUCAGUGGGAUCUACCUGAACAACAAGGAGCCCGGAAUGUAUCACUGUGUGUGUUGUGACAGCCCCCUCUUCAGCUCGGAGAAGAAGUUCUGCUCUGGCACUGGAUGGCCUUCGUUUUCUGAGGCUCAUGGUACAUCGGGCUCAGAUGAAAGCCAUGCAGGGAUCCUGAGACGUCUGGACACCUCGUUAGGGUCAGCUCGAACAGAGGUUGUCUGCAAGCAGUGUGAAGCUCAUCUUGGCCACGUGUUUCCCGACGGACCCGGGCCUAGCGGUCAGAGAUUUUGUAUCAACAGCGUGGCCUUGAAGUUCAAGCCAAACAAACACUGACCCUUUCCAGGGCCCACCCCCAGGCCUCUCCUUCACGCAUAUCCUUGAUUUUCAUAAUCCAGACGGAUGACUUGUUUUGUUUGCUGUUUUCUGCUGGCUCCAAGCAAGGCACAACUUCUCCUAUUUUCCUGUAGUCUGGCCCAACUCCUCCUUGGGCUGUGGGAUUUCACAGAGGGGCAGCUCUUUCCACCGUCCGCCUUCCCAAGGUAUGGGGUAGGGCGACAGGGUGGGAGCGCUUGUGGGACAUCAGGAGGGUGAUGGAUAGGAACCAGGCAGUUCCUCCAAAUGCCCCUGAGCUUGCCGUUGUAGUUUCAGGGACAUGGGAACCCUGAGCGAUCCCAGCAUUGCAGAGUAGGUCUGGGGAGGAGCUGUGCGUUGGGAAGCACAUACUGUGAUGAUGAGAUGUGUGAUGUAUUUGCCAAAUUUUUAAUGUCACAGACAUUCUCCUUUCAACCCUACUACCCACAAAUUGGCCUCAAUGUGAGUUUGUUAAGAUUCUGUUGAUUACAGUGAAACCUUCACCCUUAUACCUUCUGGCUACACAUUUAAACUUUAAAAUGUUCAAAUAAAAUAUUUACUGAAAUUAA